Messenger RNA from Dermatophagoides pteronyssinus (European house dust mite), 1611 nucleotides. RefSeq names its product proteasome subunit alpha type-7-like. The record is from RefSeq and is a predicted model, not a curated record. NCBI's taxonomy places the organism in Eukaryota, Metazoa, Arthropoda, Arachnida, Sarcoptiformes, Pyroglyphidae. Gene Ontology annotation, biological process: ubiquitin-dependent protein catabolic process. Gene Ontology annotation, cellular component: proteasome core complex, alpha-subunit complex; proteasome core complex.
UCAUAGAAGAUAUAUAACUCAAUCGUCAUCAUCAUCAUGUUUUGGUUUAUAUGUUUAACAACAUUAACAGCAAUGGCAUCUGUACCUAUUUAUCGAAUAUUCGGCACAACAAUUCGUCAUCGUUCACGAUUAUUAUGUCAACAUUUAUAUCGUUCAUCCCUUGUUAAUAAUCAUUGGAAUCAAACAUUAUCGUUAUCGUCGUCAUCGAAUGGUAAAGAAAAAUUUCGUAUUUAUACUCGUACUGGUGAUAGUGGUACAUCGGGAUUAUUUACCGGUGAACGUCGACCAAAAGAUGAUGCAAUAUUUGAAGCUUUAGGUACAACGGAUGAACUUACUUCCUCGAUUGGUUUUGCUCGUGAAUUUAUCAAUGAUCCAAUAAUUCUUGAUGAACUUGAACAAAUUCAAUGUAUUCUACAGGAUUUACAGGCAACAGUUGCAACACCAAAAAGUUCAUCAAAUGAAUUUCAAUUACGUAAAACAAAAUGGAAUGUUAAUCAUUUGAUUGAUUUGGAAAAAUGGUUAGAAAUUCAUACGGAUAAAUUACCACCAUUACGUAAUUUUAUUCUACCAUCUGGUGGUAAAGCUGCAUCUUCAUUGCAUUUGGCAAGGGCUAUAUGUCGACGUGCUGAACGAAGAUUAAUACCAUUGUUAGAUGAAGGUCUGGAACUUCCAGUUGUACAAUAUCUAAAUCGUCUUAGUUCAUAUCUUUUUAUUGUGGCAAGAGUUUGUUGUCAACAAGAAGGCCAUAAAGAAGUUGUUUAUUGGGAAAGUUUCUUUUCAAAAAAAAAACAUUUAUUUACUUUUAUAAUUUAGUAUCGUUUGAUUCAAUAUAUUCUAACAAUGAGUUAUGAUCGUGCUAUAACCGUUUUUUCACCCGAUGGUCAUCUAUUUCAAGUGGAAUAUGCACAAGAAGCUGUAAAAAAAGGUUCAACUGCGGUUGGUGUUCGAGGAAAAAAUAUUGUUGUUUUAGCUGUGGAAAAAAAAUCCGUUGGAAAACUACAAGAAGAUCGAACAGUGAGAAAAAUAUGUUUAUUAGAUGAACAUGUUAUGAUGGCAUUUGCCGGUUUGACAGCUGAUGCUCGAAUUCUAAUCGAUCGUGCUCGUAUUGAAUGUCAAAGUUAUCGUUUGACAGUUGAAGAUAAAGUUUCAGUAGAAUACAUUACCCGUUAUAUUGCCCAACUUAAACAAAAAUAUACCCAAUCAAAUGGUCGUCGUCCAUUCGGUAUUUCGAAUCUAAUUGCUGGAUUCGAUGAUGAUGGUACAGCAAGACUUUAUCAAACCGAUCCAUCGGGUGUUUAUCAUGGUUGGAAAGCAAACACUACUGGUCGUAAUGCUAAAUCUGUUCUAGAAUAUUUGGAAAAAAAUUAUAAUGAUGAAGCAAUCGAAACAAAUGAAUCAACAAUCAAAUUAGCCAUCAAAGCUUUAUUAGAAGUUGUACAAGGUAAAAAUCUUGAAGUAGCUGUUAUGGAAAAAGGUAAAUUAAUGCGUGUAUUAGCUGCCGAAGAAAUUGAUAAAUUUGUUACACAAAUCGAAAAAGAAAAAGAAGAAGAAAUGGAAAAAAAGAAAGCUAAAUAAUCAGAAAGAAUUUUCAAACAACAAAAAUAAAUUUUG